Molecule: messenger RNA, 819 nt
Organism: Verticillium alfalfae VaMs.102
Lineage: Eukaryota; Fungi; Ascomycota; Sordariomycetes; Glomerellales; Plectosphaerellaceae
Product: secreted protein
Exons: 4
Coding region: 1-621 (206 amino acids)
Source: RefSeq, a predicted model, not a curated record
AUGAAGUUCUCCUUCUCGCUCUCCGCCCUCCUUGCCGGCACUGCCGUGCUCGCGAGCCCUGUUCCCGUUCCUGCGCCUCCUGGAAUCCCCAGCGCCGCUACAGCCCGGACCCAGCUUGCCGGUCUGACUGUUGCCGCUCUGGGUCCUCAGACCGGAUACAGCCGUGAUCUUUUCCCUCACUGGCACACUGUUUCUGGCGCUUGCAACACAAGAGAGACGGUGCUGAUCCGUGACGGUACCAACGUUGUGACGAGCUCCGCCUGCGCCUCCACCUCUGGCACCUGGGUCAGCCCCUUCGACGGUGCCAGGUGGACUGCUGCGUCCGACGUUGACAUUGACCACAUGGUCCCCCUGUCCAACGCCUGGAAGUCUGGUGCUGCUUCUUGGACGACGGCCCGUCGUGAGGCCUUCGCCAACGAUCUCACCCGCCCCCAGCUUUGGGCCGUCACCGAUGACGUUAACCAGGCCAAGGGCGACAAGAGCCCCGAUGCCUGGAAGCCCCCCCUGACCAGCUUCUACUGCACCUACGCCCGCAGCUGGGUCGCCGUCAAGAGCUACUGGGCCCUCACCAUCACGUCGGCGGAGAAGACGGCGCUGACUUCCAUGCUCAACACCUGCUAGAUGUUGGUUGAGUACGUGAGAAGGGAGGACUGUUAGGGUACAAAAGCGUGGAAGUACAUCGAUGUUUGUUGAGCGGCUAUAUUUCUACUCCAAUACGGGAGCAUCACAGGACUGUCCUAGCUUCAAUCUUCAGGGUUCCGAAGUUCCACCGCUGGUUCUUUGAGCGAAUAUAUAGGAAAAGGCAAAUUUGUACUUACA